This is a messenger RNA of Hylaeus volcanicus, 5142 nucleotides long. Its product is annotated as polycomb protein Sfmbt-like. Bases 125 to 2998 code for a protein of 957 amino acids. Lineage: Eukaryota; Metazoa; Arthropoda; Insecta; Hymenoptera; Colletidae. Gene Ontology annotation, cellular component: nucleus. Gene Ontology annotation, molecular function: zinc ion binding. The record is from RefSeq and is a predicted model, not a curated record. Gene Ontology annotation, biological process: regulation of DNA-templated transcription; heterochromatin formation. The transcript is spliced from 9 exons.
ACUUGUUUUCCUACGCUAUGUGAUAUCUUCGCGCGUUAAAUUACAUCGUAAUUUAUGAUCCUGGAAUUGAAUACUUCACACAGGAUAUGGUGUAUCUUCAAAGAGAAGCAUCUUCUCUUGAAAUAUGUUUCCCAGUGGAAAAGGAAUGGAUAUUUGUAUGAAUUCAGUGUAUGCCUCCAUCCCUGGAUUACCGGAACUAGGGAUGGUAUGGAUGGGAGAUAUGAUGGUACAUGGAGAACCUACUCAUGAACUUAUGUUGGAUCCUCGUCAAGCGGAAAGUCCAUUUUUCUCUCAUGGUUCGAAUCCAUAUGAAGAUAUUAGGAACCAUCAAAUAGCACCUACAACUAUGGUGCGGUAUCUACCGCCUCAAUAUCCUAACGAGUGUUCAGAACCUGAUGAAGCUAUGGAAGCUGCUGAUGCCCAAGAAAUAAGAGAGUAUGAUUCACAAUCUGAAAGGCCAGAAAUGACAGAGUAUUUAACAUUAGAAGAUUACAUGGGUGACGAAGAAAGGGAGCAAGUUGUAAACAAUGCAGCAACACAAACUACUCAGGACAAUCGCAAUAGGAAAAUAAAACCUAUAAAACAUCCUGGACUUGUUUUAAAGACACCAAUCGCGUAUCAGCCACAUACAGAUUUAAACUUUAUUCCCAUUCGUAAGGAUGGUAUAGCUGUUUGUGAAAAAUGUGGUGCUAUUGGAGUGAAACAUGCAUUUUACACAAAGGAACGCAGAUUUUGUAGUAGAGCGUGUGCGCGAUCUUCGGAACAUACCGCCCCUACUGCAGACUCUACAUACAGUCCAUCUCAUUCUGUAGAAACACUUCCAACUGUUAAUCCAACUUCUCCAAAUGAAUCGAAAGUCUUAGUGAAAGAAGAAACGGAUAUAAAAAAGGAACCUGCUGAAUCAGAAAAAGAAAAAGAAAAAGUUAUAUCCGAACCAGUGAUGCCAGAGGACCUACCUGUAAGAAGAAAGAGAACAGCUGAAAUGGCGGGUUCUUAUGAUUGGACUCCACAGCUAGUGGAACCUGGAUUUUGUGCUGCCCCAGUGUCUUGCUUCAAACACGCACCUAUAUCGGAAAUAUGGGAUAAUAUAACAGUUGGUAUGAAAGUUGAAGUAGAGAAUACGGAUUGCGACGAAGUAUGCGAAGCUUUUCCAGAUUCUUUUUGGGUUGCCACCGUGUUACGCAUAUCCGGGUAUAGAGCUUUAUUGAGGUACGAAGGUUUCGGACUUAACGCCGAUAAAGAUUUUUGGGUAUCUCUGUGCUCCAAUGAUAUACACCCUGUAGGCUGGUGUGCAACUAUUGGUAAACCACUCAUUCCACCUAACACUAUCGCUAACAAAUACAAAGACUGGAAGGAUUUUUUAAUGAGACGAUUAACAGGUGCAAGGACACUGCCAACUAAUUUUUAUAAUAAAGUUAACGAUAGUAUGAAGUCCCGUUUCAGAUGUGGACUUCAUUUGGAAGUAGUAGAUAAAAAUAGAAUCUCGCAGGUAAAAGUAGCAACGAUACAAAAAAUUGUUGGCAAACGUUUACAUGUAAGAUACUAUGACUCGCCGCCCGAAGACAAUGGUUUUUGGUGUCACGAAGAUUCCCCUCUUAUACAUCCUGUUGGUUGGGCCAAGAGGGUAGGCCAGACGUUGGAUGCAUAUCCCGAAUAUUUGGAACGCGUGUCGAAAUCAAAAUUAUGCGAAGAUGAUUCAACAGAAGAUCUUUUUUAUGUGCCAAAGAACCAUCACUUGCACCUUGGUUACACAUUUCGAGAAGGAAUGAAGAUAGAAGCCAUUGAUCCACUUAAUCUUUCUGCUAUAUGCGCGGCAACGGUUAUGCAAGUUUUGAAAGAGGAUUACAUAAUGAUUCGUAUAGAUAGUUAUGAUGAGGAUGCAAGUGGUGCUGAUUGGUUUUGCUAUCAUUCGUGUUCACCUUGUAUUUUUCCAAUCGGAUUUUGUUCUCAACAUGGUUUACCGCUUACGCCGCCAAAAGGAUACGAUCCUACCACAUUUACAUGGGACACAUAUUUAAUGGAGACAAAUACUAUACCUGCACCCGUGCAAUUGUUUAACAGGGAGAUUCCUCAGCAUGGGUUUAUCGAAGGAAUGAGGCUUGAAGCUGCAGAUUUAAUGGAUCCUAGAUUAGUUUGUGUUGCUACUAUUACCAGGGUGAUUGGGAGGUUAUUGAGAGUACACUUUGAUGGCUGGGAAGAUGAAUACGAUCAGUGGUUAGAUUGUCAGAGUCCAGAUAUUUAUCCAGUUGGGUGGUGUGAUUUGGUUGAUCACAAAUUAGAAGGGCCCCGUGUACUCAAUAAAAACACUAGUCCUACUGUAAAAUCACCAAGAGGCCUUAAACGUAAAGCUAAGAGAAAACUGAAGAAAAGCAGCAAAGUAUCCUGCGCGAAAAACAUUCUACCUCGGCACAGUGAACGUAUUAGCAUGGCUCGUGAGCGUGAACGAGAAGUAGAGCCUGCUCAAGGGAUAAAAAUUGAGAGAGAACGCGACGUGGAAAGUUUGCCAGAACAAAGAAAUAGGGAACCAGAACCAGCAGAAGAGCCAGCUGGACCUGAUCAAACUUUACCUAGUCCUACUACAGGUCAAGGUCAAGCGUUAAAUGAUACUCAAAGUGAAAUUCAAAGCCCUCCACCGCCGAAAGAAAGAACUGCGACAUCGUAUAUUAAUGUGACGUCAGCCACUAAUAAAUACAUCCCAAGGCUAGCAGAUGGUGUACAAAAAAGUUCGGAAUCUGGUGAUUUAGUGCCAUCUGAAUGGAAUGUGUUUGAUGUUGCACAAUUUCUUCGUGUUAAUGAUUGUGCAACGUAUUGCGAUAAUUUUAGUAAACGUAAAAUAGACGGAAAAACUUUGUUGACACUCACUAAGGACCAAAUAAUAGACCUGACAGGUUUUAAAGUUGGGCCUUCUUUAAAAAUAUACGAUCUUAUUCAACAAUUGAAAAUCAAAGUGAAUCCAGCUCAGGAAAGGUUGAAAUUAGGAUUGAAAAAGUUAUUAUAACAGAGCUAGUAUGUAGUUAAUAACGUGAAUAAGUUCCAUCAUUUCAUAAAAAUAAACAUGGAUUUACAGGUAAGGUAUGCAAAUUCAAGUAAUUAAAAAUUUAUAUUUGGAAUAGUUCACAUUUGUUGUCGGUUAUAUGCUUUGUUCGUAUACUAAUGCAUACACAUAUCUAUAUGUAUAUGUAUAUAUAGAUACAUAUAAAAAAAAUGAUCAAGAUUAAAAUUUUGAGAUCCAAAUUAAUUUUUAAAUCACAGAUUUUCUCUAACAUUAACAAUUCAAAAGGAAACAAAUCAAAAUUGAUUCCACAGUAUUAUUUAUGUUUAAAUAUAACAAUCAAGAAUAUUAAUAGAUCUUUAUAUAGACGGCUAUUAUUUGUAAAUCCAUGCUUUCAUGUUGCACUAAAUUGUUUGCAGAUGCAUGAACCACACUUAAAUAAUUACUCAUUGUAUAUUAAACAAUUUUUUUUAAGAAACAAAAAUUAAAAACGUAAUUUAAAGAAAAAAUGUUAGCGGAGUAAAUUAACAAACAUGUAUUAAAAUAGAAAGUAAAAAUAUAGUAAAAUGAAUAAUAAAGUACAAACUAAUCCUUGGGCAUCAAUUCAUCACAGCUCUAAUCACAUUUGCCUUAAUGAUACAAUUCGCGUUAAUAAAAUAGUUUUACGUAUUUUAAUAAAUUUGUUAAUUUACUCUCUAUCAUAAUCAACAAGUACACAUUUGUACAUAAUUAAAGAGAACGAAACGGUCAACUUUUAACCUUGUAAAUAUAGCAUUUAGCACAAUAUUAGGUUUAGCUAAUUUUUUUGAAAGAAUGAAGUGAACAUAACCACACUGUACAAGAAAGGUAACUGUUAGCAAGUGGUUGAUGCAUUUGUAUCUCAGAAAUUGUAUCCAUGUCUAGCUUUAUAAUCAUUACAGUAAAUCAAACAAGUCGAGCAAAGUUUAAGGCUAAUUUGUCUUAGACUCAUUAAAUACUAUUUUUAGUAUGAUAGAGUAACACGAUUACUCGUUUUAUUUAUUCAACAUUUUGGAAUCUCAGUAGGUACGAUUUAAUUCGAUACCUAACCUUUUCUAGCACUUAGUUGAUAAAAAGUUAAACACGAAAGUUUUCAUUAGUCAACUAUACUUUUAUUUCAUCAAUCAUACCAGAAUGUUAAUUGCAUUUUGGUAAUAUGUAUCCUUUUGUUAUUUUAACGUGCGGUAUUGUAUUAACAGUGUAAGAAAUUUAUUAAUUCGGAGAAUAUUGUAUAUCUAUGUCUGCUGAUCAAAGAAAAGGUAGUAACGUUUUCAAUCCAUUAGUGUGUAUAAAUUGGGAGGCAUUAUAAAAGAGUAUUACAGUUAUAAACUUGAAAAGUUUGCGUUUGUGUCAAUGACAAAAUUGAAAACGUAGAUUAUAACAAGUUAUUUGAACGAGUUUUAGAUUUAAAACAAAAUAACGUUCAAUUCAACAUAGUACGAAAUUCAGUAUAAAAGUUAAAAUUCUUUUACUACGGAACAAUACGUAAUGUUAAACUAUACUUAUUUAAAACAAUUUUUUCUAUUGAAAAUCCUCUGUUUCACAUGAAGGUAUAAACACAAAUUUUUCACAUUCAUACACUUACACACUUAUCGUUUUUUAAUCACAUUAAAUUUCACAUUUAAAACUCCAAAGUAGAAAAAUGAGAUAUGUAUUUUGUAAUCGAAUCGAUCGUUUAAUUUUAAAAAUCAUUUUCCGGAUUAAUGAAUAAGAAACAAAAAAUUAAUGUUAUUUCGAUUUAUUUAACUGCAUUUAAGGUGUAUUCAUAGCUAUGCCUUCUACGCGAGAGCUAUAGAACCCUCAUUUUUUCAUUUACGAUGUAAUAUAUUAUUAACGUAUACAAACAUUACGAACAAUAACUAUGAAUACAGUCUCCAAAUAUUAUUUUUAGCCUGUCAUUUUAUCGAAAUAAACAAAACAUCGCGUCAUAGAUAAUCGACAACAGUAUUUAUCGAUAACGCUAAGUUUAGUAGAAGAGAUCAUCUCUAUUUCCUCUCUUUUUAUUUGUAAGUUCGUCCUUCGUAUAUUUCUUUUAUAAAAGUAAAGAGAGAAUGGUUGAAAAUAAAUGUUUUUCACAUAUAUAUUGUAAACAAAUUUGAAAAUAAUGAUGGAAGUACAUUGUUUAUAUUAAA